CGGAAACUACAAAUAUGGCGUUGAAGCUCACAGCAUGUUACUCACUUCGUCUCUUCUGCACUCAAAAUUCUUGAGAAGUACUUCAAUUUAUGCUUACUUUCUCCUGCUAAUGCAUUAUCAUUAGCUGCCCUUGGAAUUUUAGAUUCAGAUUUGAGACCUCAUUUAUCAAAUUUUCUUCUUCAUUCCUUUACAAAAUCAAUCAAUGGCUUCCCCACACACCGACGUUGUGUGCGUCACCGGAGCCAAUGGCUUCAUUGGCUCAUGGUUGGUCAAAACGCUCCUGCAAAACCGUCGCUAUGCCUCCAUACAUGCUUCCAUAUUCCCCAAAUCCGACGCCUCUCACCUCUUCGGACUCCACCCUGACGCCAAAUCCCGAAUUAAAAUCUUCGAGGUCGAUGUGCUCGACGCCGCCGCCGUCGCCCGUGCCGUGGACGGUUGCUCCGGUGUGUUCCAUGUGGCAUCCCCUUGUACCCUUGAAGACCCCGUCGACCCACAGAAGGAACUCGUGCUUCCGGCGGUUCAGGGCACUCUGAACGUUCUAGAAGCAGCUAAGAAGUGCAAGGUGAUGCGUGUCGUCCUCACGUCAUCUAUUUCCGCCAUGGUCCCGAACCCUAAUUGGCCUCCAAACAAGCCCUUCGAUGAGUCCUCUUGGACCGACCUUGAUUACUGCAAAUCGCGGGCCAAAUGGUACCCGGUGUCGAAGACGCUGGCGGAAAGAGGGGCAUGGGAUUACGCGGAGAAGAAUGGCAUUAACAUGGUGGCGAUUCAUCCUGCGACGUGUUUAGGUCCUCUGCUUCAGAAUUCGCUGAAUGCUAGCAGUGCCGUGCUUCAACAGUUGCUUGAGGGAUCAAAGGAUACGCAAGAGUAUCACUGGCUUGGAGCUGUUCAUGUGAAGGAUGUGGCCAAAGCGCAUGUAAUGCUGUUUGAAAACCCAAAUGCUUCUGGUAGAUAUCUCUGCACCAAUGGCAUCUAUCAGUUUUCUGAUUUUGCCAACAAAGUGUCCAAGCUAUAUCCUGAUUUCCCUGUUCACAGGUUCCCUCCAGAAACUCAACCUGGGUUGGUAGCAUGUGAAGAUGCUGCGAAGAGGCUAAUAGACUUGGGAUUGGUGUUUACUCCACUUGAAGAUGCUGUACGAGAAGCAGUGGACAGCCUCAUAUCUAGAGGCUUCCUUAAGCUUAGUAGAUAAGUUAAAAAUGUUAAAUAAAACUAAUUUUAUUUUAUGAAUAAAAAAUGACACUCUUGUCCAUGAUUCUUAAGUUUGGAAGUAUUGGGGAAAAUUUUUUUUUUACAUAUUUGUAUAGUGUUAUUUUUUUUUUCUAUAUCACGAGUAUAUGAUAAUGACUGCAAGUGCAUGAUAAUCAUCGUACAAAAAUUAUGAGAUAAAGAAAAUCAUUUUCCAUCCUUAUAACCAAAAA
This is a messenger RNA of Neltuma alba, 1415 nucleotides long. Its product is annotated as cinnamoyl-CoA reductase 2-like. The record is from RefSeq and is a predicted model, not a curated record. The transcript has 2 exons. Gene Ontology annotation, molecular function: oxidoreductase activity, acting on the CH-OH group of donors, NAD or NADP as acceptor. The coding region runs from base 203 to 1186 and encodes 327 amino acids. NCBI's taxonomy places the organism in Eukaryota, Viridiplantae, Streptophyta, Magnoliopsida, Fabales, Fabaceae.